Messenger RNA from Priapulus caudatus, 1098 nucleotides. RefSeq names its product protein transport protein Sec31A-like. Gene Ontology annotation, molecular function: structural molecule activity. Lineage: Eukaryota; Metazoa; Priapulida; Priapulimorpha; Priapulimorphida; Priapulidae. Gene Ontology annotation, biological process: endoplasmic reticulum organization; endoplasmic reticulum to Golgi vesicle-mediated transport; intracellular protein transport. Gene Ontology annotation, cellular component: COPII vesicle coat; endoplasmic reticulum exit site. The transcript is spliced from 10 exons. The record is from RefSeq and is a predicted model, not a curated record. The annotation marks the transcript as partial.
GGUCUCGUGGAGGCAGCGACGAGGAGCAACAUCCCCAGUCAGUUGUCGCCCCUGGCUGGCUCCGGUGGUGGUAAGUCUCUGCUGACCGGUAACCUGGAGGCGGCCGUCGACCUGUGUCUCCGUGACGACCGCGUAGCAGACGCCAUCGUGCUGGCGAUCGCUGGCGGGCAGCGGCUGCUGCAGGCCACGCAAGAGCGAUACUUCGCGCAGCAUCGCACGACCACCAGCAAGCUGAUUUCGUCGAUCGUGCGUCGGGACUGGAAGCAGAUCGUCUCCUGCUGCGCUCUGUCCCGCUGGAAGGAGGCGCUGGCGGCGGUCCUCACCUACGCGUCGCCCGACGAACUCAGCGCCCUCUGCGGUAGUCCUCGACGCAGCCUCUACUAUUCACGCUGGCUGCUCGCAGCCGAGAAGCAGGUCGGCGUGCUGAAAGAUCGCCUGUUUCGCGCAAAAGACCGGGGUCAAGGUCAGCCCACACCGUUCAAGGUCAUGGACGUGCUCCCAGAGGGCGGGACCCGCGUGGCCAGCCAACCCACGGGGCAGCAGACGCAGGCAGGAGGUCACCCUACCUACACGACGCAGGCCCGCCAGCCCGCUGUCUAUGACGGCGCCAACCAAGAGCCGGCGGCGCCUUCUGGUGUCAACAUGUACUCAGCAAAAGCCCCAGGUGGCCUCGCGGCAAGCGGCAGACGACGCUACCCGUCAUACACGAGUCCUGAGCAGGAGACGCAGUACAGCGCAGUGCCAUCUAGUGGCUACCAGCAGAACUACGGCCUGUCCGCGCCGUACGCGGGUUAUCAGCCGGUGCAGCAGCAGCCUGUUGCGCCCGUGCAGCCCCUGGCAAGUGUCGCCCCCUACAGUUCGGUGCCGGAACCGAUGCCGAGCCAGUAUCCUCAGUCGACCUUUUAUAAUCCGUCUGCACAGCCCGCACAGAUUUCACCUGGUCAAAACUACACGCCGCCGAGUUCGGCCGGCUACCAGCAGGUGUCGCCACCGUCGCCCACGGCGGGAUCUUUCGCCGAGCCGUCGCCGCCGGGCUGGAACGACCCUCCGCUGCUGAAACGCAAGGCCAAACGGCCCGCAGCGUGAGCCACAGGCCGC